Molecule: messenger RNA, 2374 nt
Organism: Cyanistes caeruleus (blue tit)
Lineage: Eukaryota; Metazoa; Chordata; Aves; Passeriformes; Paridae
Source: RefSeq, a predicted model, not a curated record
AUGGGUACCUGGCUGGGGGCACCGCGUGUGCCUGCGUGCCGGUGCCACAGGGCACACUGGCCUUGUGGCACUGCUGUGGGACUGCGACCAGCCGGGAGGACACGGACUCUGGGCUCUCCUGGCACCUGCCUGGCCAUCGCUGCCCUCACAUGGGGCACGGUGCUGUGGGUGGAGGUGGGUGCCUGGACGUACCACUACAGCGACCAAGGGGACUACACGUGGGAGCAGGCCAGGAAUUACUGCCAGACCUUCUUCACCGACCUGGUGGCGAUCCAGAACCAGCAGGAGAUCGAGUACCUCAACAGGAGCCUGCCCUACCACAAGCACUACUACUGGAUCGGCAUCCGCAAGCUGGGUGGCACCUGGACCUGGGUGGGCACCAGGAAGGCGCUGACCAAGGAGGCGGAGAACUGGGCCCUGGGGGAGCCCAACAACCGCCGCUCCAACCAGGACUGCGUGGAGAUCUACAUCCAGCGGCCGCAGCAGGCCGGCAAGUGGAACGAUGAGCCCUGCAGCCGCAAGAAAAAGGCGCUGUGCUACCAGGCCUCCUGCCAGCCCUCACUGUGCAGCCAGCGCGGAGAGUGCCUGGAGACCAUCGGGAGCUACCGCUGCCAGUGCUACCCCGGCUUCCAGGGCCCCGAGUGCACGGAUGCUGUGCAGUGUGCCAGGCUGGAGCCCCAGGGAGUGACCGUGAGCUGCAGCCAUCCCUACGGAGACUUCAGCUACAACUCCAGCUGCGAGUUUGGGUGUCCCGAGGGGUUUGAGCGGCGAGGGGCGGCCGUGCUGCGCUGCCUGCCUUCCCAGCAGUGGUCAGCAAACAUCCCCACCUGCACAGCCAUCACCUGCCCAGUGCUCAGAGCUCCAGAGCAGGGAGAGCUGAACUGCUCCCACCUCCAUGGGAACUUCACCUUUGGCUCCACGUGUGCCUUCUCCUGCCAGGCAGGGUUUGUGCUGAUGGGGCCAGAGAGCCGUGAGUGCACAGCCACGGGGACCUGGACUGGGGAUGAAACAAGAUGUGAAGCCAUCACCUGUCCAGUGCUCAGAGCUCCAGUCCAGGGAGAGCUGAACUGCUCCCACCUCCAUGGCAACUUCACCUUUGGCUCCACGUGUGCCUUCUCCUGCCAGGCAGGGUUUGUGCUGAUGGGUCAGGAGAGCCGUGAGUGCACAGCCACGGGGACCUGGACUGGGGAUGAAACAAGAUGUGAAGCCAUCAUCUGCCCAGUGCUCAGAGCUCCAGUCCAGGGAGAGCUGAACUGCUCCCACCUGCAUGGAGAUUUCACCUUUGGCUCCACGUGUGCCUUCUCCUGCCAGGCAGGGUUUGUGCUGAUGGGGCCAGAGAGCCGUGAGUGCACAGCCACGGGGACCUGGACUGGGGACACCCCUCGCUGUGAAGCCACCAAAUGCACAGCACUGAGCACUCCAAAGAUGGGCCAGGCUGCCUGCUCCCACCUCCAUGGCAACUUCACCUUUGGCUCCACGUGUGCCUUCUCCUGCCAGGCAGGGUUUGUGCUGAUGGGGUCAGAGAGCCGUGAGUGCACAGCCACGGGGACCUGGACUGGGGACACCCCACACUGCAAAGCCAUCAGCUGCCCAGAGCUGGCCCCCCCCAGCAGAGCCCAGCUGAGCUGCUCUCACCUGCACGGGAACUUCACCUACAACUCCACCUGCAGCUUCUCCUGCCAGGAGGGGUUUGUUCGGAUGGGAGCAGAGAUGCUCCGGUGUGAGGCCACGGGGAAGUGGACCAGGGAUCCCCCUGUCUGUGCAGAGGAUGGUGCCUUCCUAAAGCAGGUCCUGGCUUACAGCAGCGGCUCAGCGCUGGCAGUAGCUGGUGUUGUGCUCUCUGGGGGGCUCAUUGCCCUCCUUGCCAGGAAGCUCAGUGACAGAGAGGAGAAGAAGAAGCUCCUGAAACCCACCAGCGACCUGGGAGCGCCGGGCACCUUCACCAACGCAGCAUACGAUGCCAACCUGUGAGGCUGCCCGAGUGAGAGCCACCGUGUGUCCCAGGGCUGCAGGAGCUGGAGCACAGAGGGGCUCCAUGCCCGUGCUGGUAGCCUGGCCUGGCCCUGGGCAGUGCCACCACGCUGUGUGCAGCAUUCCCUGGGCAGGGGAGCUGGGCAGUGCCAGCACUGUGUGCAGCAUUCCCUGGGCAGGGGAGCUGGGCAGUGUCACCACGCUGUGUGCAGCAUUCCCUGGGCAGGGGAGCUGGGCAGUGUCAGCACUGUGUGCAGCAUUCCCUGGGCAGGGGAGCUGGGCAGUGCCAGCACUGUGUGCAGCAUUCCCUGGGCAGGGGAGCUGGGCAGUGUCACCACGCUGUGUGCAGCAUUCCCUGGGCAGGGGAGCUGCCUCCAGUGCGGGCAGUGCAGACCCAGCAGGG